AUGUGUAUGUUUGACAUCAUAACCUGCUCAGCCAAGGAUGCACACUGGAUGAAGCUCGAUAUGAUCCACCUAUGUGCGCGAGCACGGUCGACUUUCGUUCCCUGCGACAUCUACUCAGCGGCAGAAGUGCACCUUCAGAAAUUUGCACAUUGGAUGUAUCCUGAACCUUGCCGUAAAUGCCAUCCCAAUAUAGAGCAAGAUGUAAAAGAAGCAAUGUCUACUCCUAUCGGGACAAUGUCCAGUGAACAAGAGAUCAUUUCUCAAUCUCAGACGACGACCAACAAUCUUCGACAUGAUACACAGAGAAACUUUCAUUUCGAAAAUAGUCAUGCUUCCGACAAACCGUGUGAUAGGAGAGGUGACCGCGAUGGUACGGAUGACGGUAACGGAUGCUAG
This is a messenger RNA of Botrytis porri, 396 nucleotides long. RefSeq lists its product as uncharacterized. The record is from RefSeq and is a predicted model, not a curated record. Lineage: Eukaryota; Fungi; Ascomycota; Leotiomycetes; Helotiales; Sclerotiniaceae. The transcript has 2 exons. Bases 1 to 396 code for a protein of 131 amino acids.